Messenger RNA from Saitoella complicata NRRL Y-17804, 769 nucleotides. RefSeq lists its product as uncharacterized. The record is from RefSeq and is a predicted model, not a curated record. The coding region runs from base 152 to 646 and encodes 164 amino acids. The transcript has 2 exons. Lineage: Eukaryota; Fungi; Ascomycota; Saitoellomycetes; Saitoellales; Saitoellaceae. Gene Ontology annotation, biological process: tRNA 5'-leader removal. Gene Ontology annotation, cellular component: nucleolar ribonuclease P complex; ribonuclease MRP complex. Gene Ontology annotation, molecular function: nucleic acid binding.
GGGUGUAUUACGCUUGUGCAGGGGAUGCAUGGCAGGAUCUACGCGGGGAGCUUGAGUUUUUACGGAAGAGACGAGACGAAGAGAAGAAAGAGAGGCUCACACACGAACUGCUGGACAGUUGAUCACGCUCUCACAAACGACACAGCCAGACAUGGCAGCCGGAACCCAAUCCGGAUCACAGAAGGGCAAAGCACAGAUCGGCGCAGCCAAAUCCCUCCGAAAACGAUCCAUCGCAAAACUCGCCUCUAUCAAAAAACGCCCACCACCCCGACAAUCCUACCCAGCCCACACAACACCCCUCUACAUCUCCCCCACCUCCCCGUUCAUCAGCAUCCUAAAACGCGUAACCACACUCCUGCUUCCGAAACCCGGACCGAAGGAGAGGAGGGGGGUGAGGGUUGUUGUGUUGGUGGGGAUGGGGAGGGCUAUGGAGAGGUGUUUGGGGGUUGCGUUGAGGUUGCAGGACGAAGGACUGCAUGGGAAAGAAGAGAGGCAAGGAGUGAGGUUUGGGGUUGAGGUUAGAACUGGGACGGUGGGGGUUGUUGAUGAUGUUGUGCCGGAUGAUGAAGAUGAGAUGAUUACGUGUCAGGUUAGGAAGCAGAGUAUGGUUGAGGUUUUCGUGACGGUGAAGGGAGCUGCUCUAUGAGAAGUUACUGUGACUACAAUUAGGUAUAGUAUAGUAUAGUAUCGGGUUCCGGACUGGAUUUCGAUAGAUUUCCCACGCUCGAGCUCAUGCGCGCUAUGACCUCACCCUCCCACGCAAGCACAG